UCGUCACAGACGUCGUUUCCGUAGCAGUAUGGCGGCCACGGAGGAUGAGCGGCCGGCGGGGAGCGGAGAGGGAGAGCGGUUGGAUUUCCUGCGAGACCGGCACGUGCGGUUCUUCCAGCGCUGCCUCCAGGUUUUGCCUGAGCGCUACUCUUCGCUCGAAACCAGCAGGUUGACUAUUGCAUUUUUCGCACUCUCUGGGCUGGAUAUGUUGGACUCCUUAGAUGUGGUGAACAAGGAUGAUAUAAUAGAGUGGAUUUACUCCCUGCAGGUCCUUCCCACAGAAGACAGAUCAAAUCUAAAUCGCUGUGGUUUCCGAGGCUCUUCCUAUCUGGGUAUUCCAUUCAAUCCAUCAAAGAAUUCUGGGACUGCUCAUCCUUACGACAGUGGCCACAUAGCAAUGACCUACACGGGCCUUUCAUGCCUAGUUAUUCUUGGAGACGACCUAAGCCGGGUAAAUAAAGAAGCUUGCUUAGCAGGCUUGAGAGCCCUUCAGCUAGAAGAUGGAAGUUUUUGUGCAGUACCUGAAGGCAGUGAAAAUGACAUGCGAUUUGUAUACUGUGCUUCCUGUAUCUGCUAUAUGCUCAACAACUGGUCUGGCAUGGAUAUGAAAAAGACUAUCAACUAUAUUAGAAGAAGUAUGUCCUAUGACAAUGGGUUGGCACAGGGAGCAGGACUUGAAUCUCAUGGAGGAUCAACUUUUUGUGGCAUUGCAUCACUGUGCCUGAUGGGUAAACUAGAAGAAGUUUUUUCAGAAAAAGAAUUGAACCGAAUAAAAAGGUGGUGUAUAAUGAGACAACAGAAUGGUUAUCAUGGAAGACCUAAUAAGCCUGUUGACACCUGUUACUCUUUUUGGGUGGGAGCAACUCUAAAGCUUCUGAAAAUUUUCCAGUAUACUAACUUUGAGAAAAAUAGAAAUUACAUCUUAUCAACUCAAGAUCGCCUCGUUGGGGGAUUUGCCAAGUGGCCGGAUAGUCAUCCAGAUGCUUUGCAUGCAUACUUUGGAAUUUGUGGCCUGUCACUAAUGGAGGAAAGCGGCAUUUGUAAGGUUCAUCCAGCCCUGAACGUAAGCACACGGACUUCUGAGCGCCUUCGAGAUCUCCAUCAGAGCUGGGAAACCAAGGACUCUAAACAGUGCUCAGAGAAUGUGCACAUCUCCACAUGACUAACUUUAGCCGGGGGGCCCGGGGAGGAUUUGUAGCCUAACUGUAGCUCAAGGUUAAAAGCCAUGGAUAACCACGUGUGCUCUUUUUUUAAGAGGUAGUCUUACAAUCGAAUCUUGUGCCGAUGUCACUUUGGGAUAUGGUCUUGAGCCAGUAACCUUUGUACUAGGUUUCAAGAAAAUCUUUGUUGAAGUUUGAACCACAGUGGACUUCAUCGUGGUUCUUAAAUGUUUAUACUGUAUUUCUAAGUUCUUUGAGGCAAAUUAACUGUAUGUAUGUAGGUUAUCUUUAAAAAAAAAAAACUUGAUACAGAAUUGUAUCAUAUUAUCAAAUGGACACGAAUCUUCAAAAGAAGUUCACAUAGCAGUGGUAGUCUUCGGGUGAGCACUUAGUGAUCAUUUAAAAAGCCUGACUGCUUAUGGUGGAACAUUGCUUUAAUGAAUUAAGUAUCUGGGGUUAUUCUUUGAAAACAGAUGAUCCCAUAAUUUUUUAAAAAAGAAUGAUUUAUUUUGUCUUAUUUUUAAGUAAAAUGUGCCAAUUAAACUUUUGUGGCCUAUAUAAAUGAAAUUAACUUCAUAGCAAGAAUGAAUAGGCUUAACUAAUACAGUAAUUUCCUAAAGGGAGAUUGUUAUAAAAAGACUAUUAUGUAACUGAGGAGAAAGUAAUUUAACUGUAUGUGAUUGUGAAUGGGCAAGUUUUGUGCUGUGUGGGUCAUCUAUUUUAGAUGUUGUUGGGGUAAAUAACAGUUAUGUUUGCUUUUAAUCUCGAAUCAUUAGUCAUUUUUUUUUUUCCUCCUUUCUCCAGGGAAAGCCCUCUUACCUAGAGGGAAAAACAUUUAGUGGUUUUGUUUCUUUUUCUGAGAUAAAUUUUAAACUGUAUUUUUAUAACUGAGUUAUUUUUAGCCAUUUGGUUUUGUUGUUGUUGCUCCCAGUGUUUUAGCUUUUCUGAUUUCAAACUGAUGAUUUUCUAAUUUUUUGAAGUUAAAUAAGUAAACAUUUAAGUGAAAAAAAAUAACACCUCUCAAUUAAAUUUAAUGGUAUAGCUCCAUACACAGUCAUUCAUAUUUUUGUAAUAUUUUCAGCUAAGUGCGAAGGUAAUGUAUCCCUUAGAGGUUAAGGACUGGGGUUUGCUUUUCAUUGUUCUGUUUUCUUCAUUUUGUGACCUACCUGAAUUGUAAAGGAGUGGUGUAAAAACUUCCCUUUAUUAGUAAUCAGUUGAAUCACACCCAUCACCGUUUGCUCAGUGACAGAGUUACGAGAGUAGUUCUGAAACAGAGAAGGAAAACACUUCACCUGAGGGACUAGGUUUAAGUUAAAAUCUUGGUGAAAAUAAAUGUUGGAUUUUUAGGUUUACAAGUAUCAGGAUAAAAACUAAAUUACUGGUAUCACUGUUUAGGUAAUGUAAUAUCUAAAUUUUUAUUUUUUAGUGGUGAAAAAAAGUACCCUUAAAUAAUGAUCCCAGGGAAAACCUAGUAUAUACAUGACAAAAUGAUUCCUUUAUUAUUUGCAUGCUUAGUUUAAACCUCAAUUUGCCAAAGUUAACUCUUUUUUUUUAAAAGAAAUAAAAUCAGAGAACUGAUGGUGGGGAAAAAAAUAAACCUAACAACAGGUGUCAUCCUCCCGUGAAUUAUUCCAGUUUGCACUGGUUUAAAUCCUGACAAAUUAAGAUACCUGCAUCUCAAACUAAGACAUUUCUUAGACAUCAGGAGUUAAAAUGACAUAUAUGUAAUAGCUUUAGAACUAUAUGAAAAGCCCCCAAUGUUUUUUAUUCUGAAUUGCCAUUAGUGGUUGAAAGUGUAAAAAAGUUAGUAUCUGUAUUCGUAUGAUGUAGAAUUCCAAGGUCAAAAGUAUUUCAUAAAACUGCUAAAUAUUUUCUAACUCCUUGUGUAAUUUAAUAGCAUAAGAUUACAUAUGUCAGUGCGAUUCUAAUUAGCAUGCUCUUGAGAGGCAUUCUUAAGAAACUGUUGGCCAGUGAAUGUUCAAUUCCACAACAGCAUAUUGACCAAAAAAACCACCAGGCCAUUGUGAAUUGUGGAGAAGCUAUUCUGAACUUUUUCUAAAUAGUUACUUACAGGAAAGUAUGAAUAAAAUAAAUUAUAAGCACUG
This is a messenger RNA of Bubalus bubalis (water buffalo), 3265 nucleotides long. It is a transcript of the gene PGGT1B, whose product is annotated as protein geranylgeranyltransferase type I subunit beta. Gene Ontology annotation, biological process: protein geranylgeranylation. NCBI's taxonomy places the organism in Eukaryota, Metazoa, Chordata, Mammalia, Artiodactyla, Bovidae. The record is from RefSeq and is a predicted model, not a curated record. Gene Ontology annotation, molecular function: CAAX-protein geranylgeranyltransferase activity. Gene Ontology annotation, cellular component: CAAX-protein geranylgeranyltransferase complex. The transcript has 9 exons. The coding region runs from base 29 to 1162 and encodes 377 amino acids.